Messenger RNA from Acanthamoeba castellanii str. Neff, 2130 nucleotides. RefSeq lists its product as uncharacterized. The record is from RefSeq and is a predicted model, not a curated record. The coding region runs from base 1 to 2130 and encodes 709 amino acids. Lineage: Eukaryota; Discosea; Longamoebia; Acanthamoebidae. The transcript is spliced from 7 exons.
AUGUGGGACAUGGUGCUGCUGUUGGUCUACAUCAACUUGUUUGGCGCUGUCGUCUACGUUUUGCUUUGCGGCCAGCAGGACUGCCACCGCGACACCUUCAUCGAGAAGUGUAAUUCUUUCCUUCUCAGCGGAUGUUUCGAAUCUCUAGCGAGCGUGUGCGGAAACGUGUUUGGCAAGAAGGCGCGGUCGAGAAUCGACGCCAUCGGCGACCAAUGCUGCAACAAGCCCAACCCCAUCUUCCAGGCACCCACAUCACGCACACGCACACGCACACGCACACGCACACGCACACCAUCCUCUAACUUGUGUCGUGUGUCGUGUGUCGUGUGUGUCGUGUGUCGUGUGUCGUGUGUGUCGUGGUGUGUCGUGUGUCGUGUGUCGUGUGUCGUGUGCCGUGUGUCGUGUGCCGUGUGUCGUGUGUCGUGUGUCGUGUGUCGUGUGUCGUGUGUCGUGCCUACAGAUUCUGUACUUGGCGUGCGUGUUGGGUCCAUUUAUUUUCUUCAUCGUUACCUCGUGGCACUAUCUCCCCGGCCCCUACGCGCCCGAGUACCACAAGUAUCUGUCGUUCGUGUUGGUCGGCGGCGUCAUCGCCAUCUACUUCCACGUUUGCCGCUCCGAUCCCGGCCGAAUCACUCCCGCGUACCUCUUCCAUACAUGCACACGCACACACGCACACACGCACGCACACACGCACACACGCACACACGCACGCACACACACACACGCACGCACACACACACGCACGCACACAACACACAAGGCAGGCACGCUUACACAUUUGUCAAUUGGUCGUGGUCGUGGUUGUGGUCGUGGUUCAGAACGUUGGCGCUCUACAAGGACAACUAUCCAUACGACGGGAUUCUCUAUGAAGAGAAAUUCUGCAAAACCUGCCAACUGCCGCGGUACGCAUCUAUUUUCCUCUUCUUCUUCUUCGUCAUCGUCUUUGUCUUCUUCUUCUUCUUCUCCGUCGUCGUCUUACCGCGGCCCGCACGCAUAGGCCGGCGCGAUCGAUGCACUGUCGCAUCUGCAACUCGUGCGUUUCGCGUUUCGACCACCACUGCGUGUGGAUCAACAACUGCGUCGGUGAACGGAACCAAAAGAAGGUGCGCACACCACACACUCUUCCCCCUCUCCAUCACUCUCACCAUCCUCACACGUGUCGUUGGUCGUGUCGUGUCGUUGGUCGUGUCGUUGGUCGUGUCGUGGUGUCGGCACCAGUUCAUUGCGUUCCUGUUCGCCACGGCGGCUCUUUGCUUCUACGGUUUCCUGGUGACCAGCGGCAUCGUGGCCGGCAUCGUCGAGCAGCAGGGAAUUCUUCGCUACGUCAUGAAGAACAGGACCACCGGCGAGAUCACGCCCAUCUCCUACCCCACCAUGUUCGUGAUUAUUUUGUUCGAGGCCGGGUCGGUGGUGAUGGUGGCCUUCUUCUCGGUCAUCAUGGGCAUCGUCCUCUUCCUCUUCGCCCUCUACCACGUCCACCUCGUCCUCUCCAACACCACCACCGCCGAGACCUUUAAAUGGGGCGAUUUGAAGCACGACGUCGAGGUGGCCAAGAAACUGCUCAAGAAGAUCGACGACAAGAAGGCGGAUACGAAGAAGGCGAAGAAGACGAACCAAAAAAGCAACGAUAAGAAGAAGAAGAAGAAAGGGGAGGUGGACACGUCUGAGAGCGAGAGUGAUAACGAGGAGGAGAGCAGCGAAGAAGAAGAGGGCAAGAGUGCGACGAAGAAGAAGAACGAAGACGACGCGCGAUUCGGGAGCGAGCUGUACCGCCACCGGAAGGCGCUGACCUACUCCAUGCACAAGCGGCUGUCCCAGCGGGUGAAGCUGGACCACAUGCAGUGGUUCGCCUUCAAGGCCGAACAACUCGACCGAGGCCAGCAGCCACGCAACGCCAAUUCCGCUCACCACCAGAAGCAACAACAGAAGACGGAGGAGGAGCGACGAUACGAAGAGAUGACAGAGGAGCGGCUCAAUCGGGCGUUCCUGAGCGAGCUCCGCUGGCUGGCCGACGAGCUGGUGGUCGACAACAGCUACAACCGCGGAUGGCGAGCCAACUUUGCCGAAGUGCUCCACCCCAUCUCCGAACGCAAGUCCGCCUCCGCCCGCCACACCAAGAAGCGCAAGUGA